CUCGUGAUCUUGCCUAAUGUUGCUGUUUGAUAAGGUCGCUCUUCUGCACUCGAGACAGGUUUGCACUUCCUCGUUUGGACAGCCUAAAUAACAGCUACCUUGAUGUUUCUACUCUGAGCCACCGCUACGAAUUGCGAGUUUCAGCUCGGUUCUGCCACGUCCGUGAAGCCAUCUAAUUUUAAUGGAUCAGCAGCGUUUCUACAGAUAUCAUCAGGUCGCGUUUCCUGACACUCGAACAUGGGACCACACUGAGCAGCUUGAUCAGCCUCGGCACUGUGAAACUUGGGAGCAGCGUUCAUUCUCAGAUUCACAGCUUGAAGGUCUUCGCCAUACUUCCUCCAGUUCAUCUGCCGUGGAGCCCUGGUUGGACAUUAAGUCAGAACAGCCUCGCUUGCAUGGGGGGCCUUCGCGAGAAUUCUUGCAGCAUCAGGCGAGUCACGCGGAGUGCGAAGCCGAGGCGUGGUGGGUUACCAGAUCUUCGCCAACAACGCCUUCGCCAGCGCGUCCCUGCGGCGGAGGAUCGUGCCAGAACCACGACUACCACCACCAUCCCAAUCUCCACCACUCUGACCAUCGCCACCACCGCAAUCACCACCACACCGUCGUCUCGCUCCACCGCAAUUCUGAGAAUCACGACUGGGACCAUGACCAUCAUCAUGAAUCACGCCAGCACUCGCACCUUCGGGAGCUCCAUGACACUGUCUCCGAGGAUGACGGCCGCAGUCAAGGUCAACGGUUUCCGAAUCCGCCGUCUCUCUGCCGUUUGAAUAGUGACACCGCGGCCCUUAUCCAUCAAUGUUGCGGGCCACGGUUACCGGCGUCCUCGUCCGAGCCGAGCCGCCAGCUACAGCCGUUUUGGUCGUUGCCAUGCAUUCGUCCUGCUACCGCGCUACAGCCGACGCGAAGCAAGGGCCACGUGACUUUAGCAGAGGUGCAGACAGCGGUUUCGCCCGUGAGCCUGCACUCCGUUCGCAACAGCGGCCGUCUGCUGCUGUUUCAGUCGAAUCAGCAGUCCGGGAGUGGAGAGCAGCGCGCCCGCCGCGCCCGCAGAACGUCCUCGCUAGGCAGUAACGCGCUAGAAGCAGCAGCUGUGCGAUCCUGUGCCGAAAACGGCUGCUCGGACGAUAGGCAUGGAGUCCAAAUGUCGCCCUGCUCCCUUGGUGCUCCUCCCUCCGUGGCUGGCAGAAUUGCCAGCUCCAACGGGCACAGCAAGAAUUGUUCACAAAACCGUUUCACUCUGGGCCCUGACAGUCCUGGUAGUGGUGUGUAUGCGCACUCACGAGCUCAUGGUAGCGGUGACAGUAGUGAUUCAUGUGGCUUUGCACUGAGUGACAUCAGCAGUGAUGUCAGCAAUGACAGCAGCAGUGACAUGAAUAGCGAGCAUGGGAGUUAUCCAGCAGGGAAGCAAAUUGAGGGGUAUGAUGGUCAUUUGAUGGGUGCUGGAGGGAAGGUUGAUAGCGCAAGCUUUGGAAAAUAAUCUGUCAGUUUCAGCAUGAACAUCUGGUUCUCAUGUGAUGCGUGCUUGACAUGCAGCUUGGACUAAUUGCUGUUUGAAGACUGGGAAGGCAUGCCUUAGUGUAAACUCUCUUAGUGUGAUUUGUUUUGCACAUAAUGUACAUAGUGUUACGUUCAUAGUGCCUUCACC
Closterium sp. NIES-67 is the source of this 1645-nucleotide messenger RNA. The record is from the annotation of a GenBank genome assembly. Lineage: Eukaryota; Viridiplantae; Streptophyta; Zygnematophyceae; Desmidiales; Closteriaceae.